Phymastichus coffea is the source of this 3392-nucleotide messenger RNA. RefSeq names its product zinc finger protein 182-like. Gene Ontology annotation, molecular function: DNA-binding transcription factor activity, RNA polymerase II-specific; zinc ion binding; RNA polymerase II cis-regulatory region sequence-specific DNA binding. The transcript is spliced from 4 exons. Lineage: Eukaryota; Metazoa; Arthropoda; Insecta; Hymenoptera; Eulophidae. The coding region runs from base 312 to 2474 and encodes 720 amino acids. Gene Ontology annotation, cellular component: nucleus. Gene Ontology annotation, biological process: regulation of DNA-templated transcription. The record is from RefSeq and is a predicted model, not a curated record.
UCUUUAUUUCGUGUUUUAUUUGAUAUCGUCACUAAUGUUUGAACAUCAACAUAAAAUAAAAAGGUUUUGCUAUAUUAAUGUAGUACUUAAAAUUAAUUUUUUCAUUUAAAUCUUUUGUCGAAUGAAAAUAUAUAAGAAUUAGUUCGAGAGUAUUAAUCCAUUACAAGCGUUCACAGUGUCGCAUUAAGGAAAAAGGGUGCGCAUCACAAAUUGUAAACUUCGAUGAUUUAUGAUUAAUAUUAUUUUAAAUAAAUAACGUUCAUUUUCAGAAGUUUAAGCGUCUAUUUAGAAAGCCUUCAGGGUAAACAAAAAUGGAGCCGGAGGGCUCCGCGGGACAGGUUUGCAGACUCUGUGGUCAAUGUGUAAGGAUGUACAUUGAUAUUUUUGGUGAAGAAGGUGUUAGACGUUUUUUAGGUGUCAAAAUUCAUUCAAAAAUCAAUAUUUUGAUAAAUGAAAAGGAUCUCUUACCCAAAAUAAUCUGUGUUCAGUGUUUGGGUAAAUUAGAAUUUGUUUGUGAUUUUCAAGAAGAGUGUUUACGUACCCAGCAAUUGUUACAUGAUCAAUAUAAUGUACAACCUUUAUCAAAUAUCGAGGAAAAUAAAAGCAAGGAUCCAUUACCAAGUACAUCUAGAAUCGAAAAAGUUAUUGAAAAUAAAGAAAACGAUGUUGAUGUCAAUAUAAAUGAUACUUUAAUUAACAGUAAUGUUAAUAUCAGUUAUAACAACAAUAACAUUAGUGAUAAAAAUUUAAAUCCUCUUGAAGAAACUAAUAAAGCUAAAGCAUCUGUAAAAUCUGUUAGAACUCAAAGAAAUCUUCGUAGACAGUUAUAUCAAACAAAGUUAGCUUCUAAACAUAAUUCUCAAAGAAUCGUAAAUGAUGAAAUUGAAUUAGCCAGUUCACAACAACCAAACAUAGUGUCCACUCGCAAGCUUAGAAGCAGACAAAAUACAGAUACAUUAGCAACAGAAUCAAAUACUAAAAGCAUUAAAAGUGCCUUCCCAGAAAAAAAAAGACUGAGAAAUCAUAAUAUUGUUAUUGAUAGUAGUUCAUAUUCUAGAAUUAAUUCAAUCAUCAGUCAGGAUCCUAAAAAUAAAAAUCAACAUCUGGAUAAUAGUAAUAAGAUUCAAAUACCUACUAUUACUUUAAAUAAAGUAUUAUCUGUUAUUACAAACACACCAGGAGUUGAUGUUUCAGUCAAAGAGCCUUUGAACCGCUCAGGUGAUACUGAAGAUAUAAGUUUUACCGUCGAAUUAUCUAAAAAGCAAGAAGCAGAUUCUUUAACAGUUGUAGCUAAAGUUUUUCCUGAUCAAGGGUCUUGUUUAGUAGAUAAAUCUAUUAUUACAUUCCUUGAAGAUAGAAAUAAUGAAGAGGUAAAUAAUCUUGUUAAAAAUAUUAUCAGUUCAAAUAUUUCAAAAGAUAAGCAUAAUAGUUUGAUUGAUAAAUUGCAAAAUGUUGAAGAUUUUUGUAAUAAUUCACGAAAUCCAGAAGAAUUAUUUAAAAUGGAUGGUGAAGAAAUUCAUGUUGAUGAAAAUGUUGAACAAAUUAAUAUUAACAAUCAAAUAAACUAUGCUUGUAAAUUGUGUAGGAAAAUUUAUGAGCGGAAAGAUAAAUGUACUGUUCAUGUUAAAACACACCUUGGUAUCAAGCAGUAUGUUUGUAUUUUAUGCCAAGCCAAAUUUGUUUGUAAAUCUGAUGUUAUGAAGCACAUACGUUGCUCACAUACUAAUCCCCGUCCUAUUUCGUGCUCUAAGUGUCCAAAAAGAUUCAGAUCUAAAUUUGAUUUAACAGAGCACAUGAAUGUCCAUAAAGGUAUCAAGCCUUAUCAGUGUGCUGAUUGUGAACAAAGUUACCAUCACAAAGUUUCUUUACAGAUGCAUGUAAAAUCACAUAUGCCACCACAAAAUUUAGCUUGUGAAUAUUGUGGGAAAGUUUUUCCUUAUCGCACAAGGCUUCUGAGUCAUAUUGGUAGUGUUCAUAUGAAAGAUAGGCGAAACUUUAGAUGUCGUUUUUGCUAUAAUUUAUAUUCAAGUUUAUCAGUUCUCAAUGAACAUAUAAAAACACGUCAUACAACAACAUACAUUUGUGAAACUUGUCAAAAGACUUUUAAAGUGGCUUCGAAAUAUAAGGCUCAUAUUUUACAACACAGUAACCCAAAACCAUUUGCAUGUAGUAUUUGUAAAAAUAAGUAUGCAUCAAAAGCAUUUUUAAAUGAACAUCUAUUAAAACAUCAAGGAGUACGUAAGCAUAUUUGUCAGAAAUGUGGUGCUGCAUUUGCUCAAGCCAGUCACUUAGCUGCUCAUCGUCAUGUUCAUGAAGAAAAAAGCCAUGCUUGUCCAGAAUGUGGUAAAUUGUUUAAUCGUCGAGAUAAUAUGAAAGUGCAUAGGAAAAGACAUCUAUCUGGAGAAAAACAAACAAAAGACAGACAAAAUGGAUGUUCUGAUGAUGAAAACAGUAUUGAAAUGAAUGAAGUAUAGAAAUACCCAUGACAGCGAUCUGCAUAAAAAAACCAAGUUUUUUUAACAACAUUUAUUAAUUUAACAUUAUCACAAUGAUGGUUAAAAAAAUAGUUUUCACUUAGUAGCACAUAGUUUUCAAAUAUUUUUUCUUUAUAUUUAAUAUUAUACAAUAAUACCUUUUCAUUUAUUUUCUUAUAUCAAAUACAAAUCCAUGUACAUUAAAAGAUGAAAGCAAAUUUGUAUUCUUCUAAAGUUUUCAAGUAUUUUUCUACAAUUCAUAUCAUCUUUGAAGUGUGAUAUUGUUUUUAAAGAUUUUGUAAAACUUAUGAUAGAUAAUAUGUUAGUGCUUCCAAGAAUUACUCCAUUUGGUAUUAUUCGUUCAUACAAUUUUUAUAAGAAAUUCUGCGACAUGGAUUAUUAUAAAUUAUUAGAUAAGUUAUUGCUUUCAGUGUGUUUCUCAGUGUACAAAAUAAAGUAAAACUGUAAAAGUGUAAUAAUUUGAAGUAUAGGAAUUCUGACUAAACUAUUGUUAGAAAUAAUCACAGCUUUUUGAUACCUAUAUACCCAUAAUAAAUUUUGUAAAAUGAAGUCAAUAAAUUUAAAGUGCCUUUAAUAAAUUGUAUGAAUAAUAUUAUUGCUAUAGCUGCUAUCAAUACAUAUAUAGUUUAGUUAUAGAUGUCAGAGAAAACAAAAUUGAAUAAGUUAUAGUAGGAUACCUAAAUGUGAAAAAGUUUAUUUCUGUAAUUUAGUACAGAAUUUGAAAUAAGAAUAACAAUAGAAGUGUUAAACGUUUACAUUAAACAGUUUUUAUCAUAAUACAACUAUCUACUUUUUUGUUUUCAAUAAUGUAAAAAAUAUGUGAAAAUUUUGAGGAAAAAUAUGAGUUUCAUUAUAAUGUAUUCUAUCAUUGUUUAGAUUUUCGAAAGGUUUUCUAUU